AUGCCGAGUGGUCAAACAUCGAGUCAAACACAUGGAAUCAAUGAUGUCAUCAUCAAAGUAGCAAACAGCAUAUAUGAUGAUGGUGAUAUAACGAGAUUUGGUCUCGCGCUUGGGAUCCAGACUCCUGUUAUCAACCAGGCAGUACAGAUGAAUUGGGCUGGAGAUAGAAAGACCAGUCAUGGUAGUGUGAUAAUGCUUCAGAACUGGGCAGCGACCGUCGAAUCGUCUAAGCUAAUCCACACUCUCAGAACAGCUCUCAAAAAGGCUAGCUUAUUAGAGGUGGAAGAGACAUGUUUCACAAGCAGCUCCAGAGAUGAUACUGGUAAUAACGAGGGAAAUGAUGACCAGCUGACAUCUCUCAAACAAGACUCGGGGAGUAAUCAGGAUGAUAUUACCUUCGGCGGUCUUUCGACACCGCCAGAGAUCCUCGCUCGGGGGCCGAGUGCACAGCGAGCGUAUGCCGAAGCAGCUAAAGCUGGCACAAAGAAAGUAUACCGAACACGCCUGAUGCUUGUGGGACAAGAACGUGUUGGAAAGACAAGUCUAAAGAAAAUUCUUACGGGACAAGGAUUUGAUAGAAAUGAGGCAAUAACAGACGGUGUAGAAACAGCAAACACAUGUGAAAUUAGCAUAGAGGAUGCAAAGACUGGUGAAAAAAUGUGGUCAAUUCUCCAAAAAAGAAAACAUGGGAAUGAAGAUAAAAAAGAUGAUGAAUACAGUAAAGCUCUUGCGGAUGUAAUGACAAAGAAGCUGAAGAUGAUCCCACCGCAGGAUCAAGAAAGUUCAGAACCACCCAGGGAUACUACUCUUAGCAGAGGCCCGAAUGCUAAAGAAGCAGGGGAUGAAACAGCAAAGAGACUGACCAUGACCCCACCAAAGGAUCAAGAAAGUUUAGGAACACUCAGCGAUUCUUCUCUCGGCAGAGUCCUGAAUCCUGACGCAGCAGAAGAAUUUGUUUCUGGUAAUGUGGAGACGCCCAAUGCUAGAGAGGAGGAUGGCGGAGUGCCACAUCAUCUAGCAAGUCUGGUGGAGAAAAAUCUUAAAGAACAGGAGAUGGGAACAGACAGUACAGAAAGCGGUAGAGGAGAAGCGGUCUCACUAAGAAUAUGGGACUUUGCUGGACAUGACGUAUACUACACAACCCAUCAGGUGUUUCUGACAUGGCGAGCCAUUUAUGUGAUUGUCUUUGAUCUCAGUAGAAGUUUGGUUUCUGACGUUCCCCUUGAAUCCAAAGAAAAGUCUGAAGGAGAUGCAAAAUCAAAACUGACAUGUCUAGAGUUCAUCAAUUUCUGGUUGUGUUCCAUCUACGCCCAUGCUGUGGCACCCUUGUCUAAAAACUCUGAGGAAUCUCCACCGAUAUUCAUCGUUGGAACGCAUCGAGAAAGUGUGAAAGGAGAUGCAGAAGAGAAAAGGAAAAAGAUUGCCUCUGCCUUUGACAAGAUCCGUGAAUCUAUCAAGAAGAAGCCGUUUGAAUGCCAAGUAGUCCCCAAGUAUUAUGCCAUUGAAAACAGCUUCGAGGACAAAGAUGAAGAGAUAGGCGAAUUGAGGAAAGAUAUUGUUGAAGAAGCGAUAAAAGAGCCUUACAUGGGAGAAGAGAUUCCAAUCAGAUGGCUCAAAUUUGAGGAAGCUCUAGCUGCAGAUAAAAAGAAUCACUUGUCAUUCGAUGAGACCAAGGUACUAACGCAGCCAAUGGGGAUUGAACCUGAGCGUGAACUUCUCACGAUGCUGACCUUCUACCACGACCUGGGUUAUGUAGUCUACUAUGGAGGCAUUGAAGACCAGCAGUCUCUCCUACGAGACAUGGUGAUCCUGAAUCCUCAGUGGCUAAUUGAUGUCUUCAAGCAGGUCAUAACCAUCAAGGAUCCUGCAAAGAGGGUUGCUGCAGUAAGCUACAGCAGGAUAGACAUGAACAAUUCUCCCUAUAGUCCACUUGUCCCUGACCGCGUUAUGGUCAGCUACCAUGUCCACGUCAUCAACUCGUACAUUUCGUUUCUCUGUGUUCCAUUUACGUCGUGGGACUGA
Molecule: messenger RNA, 2022 nt
Organism: Strongylocentrotus purpuratus (purple sea urchin)
Lineage: Eukaryota; Metazoa; Echinodermata; Echinoidea; Camarodonta; Strongylocentrotidae
Exons: 16
Coding region: 1-2022 (673 amino acids)
Biological process (GO): netrin-activated signaling pathway
Cellular component (GO): membrane
Molecular function (GO): netrin receptor activity
Source: RefSeq, a predicted model, not a curated record